AUGGGUUUCAUGGAAUUCUACCUGGAGAUUGACCCCGUCACCCUCAACCUCAUCAUCCUGGUCGCCAGCUAUGUCAUCCUGCUCCUGGUCUUCCUCAUCUCCUGCAUCCUGUACGACUGCCGGGGCAAAGACCCCACCAAGGAGUACGCCCCCGACAACACGCCGGCGCCGCCCAGCCAGUCACCAAUACGCCUGGUGGUCAUGCAGAACUCUCCCGCCUCGUCCCGCUACGAGCCCAACAACACGGCCGGCCACGGGGAGCUGCCCACGCCAGACCUGAGCCGGGACAGAGGAGAGAGGGAGCGGGACAGAGAGAGGGAGAGAGAGCGGGAGAAGAGGAGUACUCUGGUGUGA
Messenger RNA from Plectropomus leopardus (leopard coralgrouper), 354 nucleotides. NCBI's taxonomy places the organism in Eukaryota, Metazoa, Chordata, Actinopteri, Perciformes, Serranidae. The record is from RefSeq and is a predicted model, not a curated record.